Messenger RNA from Gadus macrocephalus (Pacific cod), 6447 nucleotides. RefSeq names its product zinc finger, FYVE domain containing 16 (gene zfyve16). Gene Ontology annotation, cellular component: endosome; early endosome membrane. Gene Ontology annotation, biological process: liver development; endosomal transport. The record is from RefSeq and is a predicted model, not a curated record. The transcript has 18 exons. The coding region runs from base 429 to 4910 and encodes 1493 amino acids. Gene Ontology annotation, molecular function: metal ion binding. Lineage: Eukaryota; Metazoa; Chordata; Actinopteri; Gadiformes; Gadidae.
UAGCCAGGCUCCCAACAGAUACGUUAGCGGCAAGCUGAGCUACCGAAGGCUAGGUUAUCGUCUAGCUAUGCUACUAACAGCUACGUUAGCUGCUAGCUGUGCUACUAAAUCUACGUUAGCGUGAGGUUCUAUCAAAACCGACAGAACGACUUUUGCCCAACUAAAGUGUUGAGUACUAUAGCUGACUGUAAGUCGAUCGGCUUGUCGUGUCGGCCGAUGCUUCAGUUGUCACUCAAAUAUUUGGACGCAGAAGUCUGUUCUGAUCAAUGUUUAUUAACCUGUAGCUCUGCUUAAGCUGGUUAGUUUAUUCAGGAAGUUGCUUGUGUUUUUUUUAGUUUACAAUGCGUUUCGGACUGGUGUUUGACCCUGUUGACCAUCUAAACAGCCGGAUGUAGCGGUGUGGUGAAACGUCCUCCCCGUCACACAGCAUGGAUAGCUUCUUCAAGGCUGCCGUGUGUGACCUCGACAAGCUGCUGGAUGACUUCGAGCUCAAUACAGAAGAGCACGACUGCAGAACCGUGUACCUGAAGUCCUCUGCGCAUGCCGUCCCUUCGCCGGGCCCUCAGUGUUUACCUCCGGAUGGUUCCUCCACAGGGCCACCUAGCCUGCCUGACCUCAACUCUCUCCACUAUGGCUCGGCCCCUGGCUGCACCGACCGCCCGGCCAGCCACCAGCACCUCCACAACCAGCCACACUCUGGGGCUGACAAACCCAAGGGACAGCCCCUCACCGGCGUGGACCUCCUCUCUUCUGUGGACCGCCGGCCCGCCAAAGGCUCCACCCCUCCAUGUCCGGACCGCACCCUGAAGCCCCAGUGCGACCUCGUCAGCGACACGAGCUCUGCCAUACUGGACCGAGCCGGCGGCCAUGACACCUUCAGGGAGCUGGACCUGGCGGAGAGACGGAUGGAGAAGGAGGAGGAGGAAGAAGAAGAAGUAGUAGAAGAAGAAGAAGAAGAGGAGGCCCUGCUGGUGGAUUUUGCCAGCCCUGUGAUCCCCCAUGUAUGGGAGGGGGCAUGGGCCAAUCGAGGUGUGGGCGCUGUGGAUGCUGAGCUGCAGCGGGCGUCAGGUGGGAACGUGGAGUCACUGGGUCAGAUCGCAGAGGGAUACUCUGCCUCCCUCAGUCUUCUGGACGUCAUUCUUCCGGCCGCAGUCGAUCGGAGCUGCGAGCCCGCCGACGAUGCCGUGUCCAAUGCAUCGGAGCUCCGCGAGGAGGAGGAGGAGGAGGAGGAGGAUGAUGAUGAACAUGAGGAGGUGGGGGAUUUGUCUCAUGUGGUCCAACAAGUGGGGAACUCUUUGGGCUACUUUGAACCAGCAUGCACCCCGCCCGAUAACACUCUCCACAACAACAACUGCAACACCGACAACGACAUAGUCUCAGAAGAGCCACUAGAGGAGCCCGCGGAGACGGGCCAUCAGCAGGACAGCCGCGAAACAGAGCCCCCCUCCAAACCAGACACCUCGGACAGUGUGCCAGCGAGGUUGUCCUGCCUGUCCAUGUGCGGGGCUCUGGUGAACCCGACCAGUACUGCGAAAGACUCCCUGGAAGCCGCGUCGAGCGGGGACGCCGCGUCGGGGGUGUCCGACAGCACGGAGGCCGAGUCCGUUUCCCCCCCCGAGAGCGGCAAGGACACGUUCCGCUCCGACGAGCGAGUGAAGCCAGAGGUCCCCCGUCCCCCCCGGCAGCCAGCAGGGGGCGGCGUCUCUCUCACUCCCCGGCCCCAGUGUCUGGGCUCCUCCGACACCCUCCCCGCCCUCGCCAUGGCUGCUGCGGAGUCUCGCGUCGCAGAUGAAGGCCUGGGCGACUCCCCCGAGUUCGGCUUCGAGUUCCUGCCCGAGAGCGACCAGGCGGAGCUGCUGGUCACGGACGAGGAGCUGGACGCCUUCCUGCAGGCCCACGCCGAGGCCGAGCAGGCGGAGGGCGGGGCCUUCCUCGCCAGCCGGUCUGGCGAGUGCGGCGGCGGCGGCCCCGGCGGCGGCGGCGGCGGCCCCGGCGGCGGCGGCCUCUCGGGCCUGUCCAACGGGGACGCCGACCCGGAGCACCGGCUGGUGGAGGAGGAGCUGGGGGGCUGCUGCGAGGCCUCCUCUCCGGAAGGGGAGCGCGGGGCAGCCGGCGUUCCCACGGGCGAGCGCCUGGACCCCACGCAUCCAUCCAACGCCCUCAGCUCCUACCAGCUGGAGCCCGAACUCUGUUCCCGUGUCAAGCCCUCCGCCAACAACACCCCCGUGCAGCCCCCGCACGUAGCCAGCCCUGAUUUGCAGUCCUCCUAUGGAGGAGCGAGACCCAAGCAGCUCCACUGCCAGGCGGCCACCCCCUCCCCCGCGGCCGAGGAUGAGCAGCGGAUCCCCACCGCGGCCAGCGGCACCGCCGACGUCCCGCCCUCCCCGGACGACGACGACGCGACCCCCACCUCCCCGCCGCACCCCCAACACCCACCCACGGGGGGCGGUCACGACAACGGCGACCCCAGGCUGCUCUACACCCCGCAGGGUCACGACCCCUCGUACAACGAGCUGUCGGAGCCCCCGCCCUACCCCGGGGACACCUCCGGGGAGUACUCGGGGUCGGUGGACGAAGGCUCGGACGAGGGGCUGGGCUGCAGGCAGCCGUCCUGGGUGCCGGACGCCGAGGCGCCCAAGUGCAUGGGCUGCGACCUGAGGUUCACCUUCACCAGGCGGCGGCAUCACUGUCGUGCCUGUGGGAAGGUCUACUGUGCUAUCUGCUGCAAUAGGAAAUGCAAGCUCCAGUACUUGGAGAAGGAGGCGCGCGUGUGCAACAGAUGCUUUGAGAGCAUACAAAGAGCCCUGGCCCUGGAGCGCAUGAUGAGUCCCACUGGACCCAGCCCAAACCCUAACGUUCCCUCUGAGUACUGCAGCACCAUCCCUCCCCUACAACAGGCCCGGGCCGCAGGCACCCUCAACUCCCCCCCUCCCACCGUCAUGGUGCCCGUGUCCGUUCUCAAACACCCCAGCAAUGACGGUGGUCCCAGGGAGCAGAAGCGCGUGUGGUUCGCUGACGGCAUCCUGCCCAACGGGGAGGUGGCAGACACCAGCCGGCUGGUGGUGACGGGCCGACGGAGUUCUCAGGAGAGUAGCCCCGUCUCCCCGGACCCUCCCAUACUCAGCCCGGGCGGCUCGGACGCCCGGCCCGGAGGAGGAAGAGGAGGGGGAGGAGGAGGAGGAGGAGGAGGAGGAGGAGGUGGGUCUGCUCCGGAGGCCCCCGCGGCCCCCGAGGUGGUGCGUCCUCCGGUGUCGGGGCCCUGGGACUACGCCCUGCUGUGCAGCAUCGGGUGUCCCUCCAGCAGGGGCUGCAGCAUGCUGCCGGAGGCUGAGGGCGAGCUGCCCCCCCUCAUCAUCACCACCGGGGACGAUGAGACCCAAGCCGUAUUGGUGGAGGAAGGUCCCGCCCCCUGCCAGAUCAUGCUGCUAUUGGAGGAGGGGGGACCCCAGCCUUUGACCUUUCUUCUGAACGCUAACCUGUUGGUUAAUGUCAAACUGGUAACAUACUGCGACCAGCGCUGCUGGUGUUUCGGCUCCAACGGCCUGAAGGCGCUGGGCCAGAGGGAACUUGUGUUCCUGCUGGAGCGUCUGCCAGAAGAGAAGACCCUGCCAAGGGACCUCUUCUCGCUGUAUCUCAACAUUUAUCAAGAUGCCCAAAAUGGGAAGUUUGUGGAGGACCUGGGCAACGUGACGUUCACCAGCAGCUUCCUGGGCAGUAAGGAGCACGGGGGCAUGCUGUUCUUCGCGCCCACCUGCCAGCCCCUGGAGGGCUUGAGCGUGCCGCCCCAGCCCUUCCUCUUCGGCCUGCUCAUCCAGAGGCUGGAGGUGCCCUGGGCCAAGGUGUUCCCCCUGCGGCUGCUGCUGCGGCUGGGCACUGGACACAGCGUGUACCCCACUACGCCCGUCAGCACGCGCUUCAGGGAGUCUGUGUACAGAGAGACCGGACACACCAUCAUGAACUUACUAGCGGACCUGAGGAACUACCAGUACAGUAUAGCUAUAGUCGAGGGGCUGAGGAUACACAUGGAGAUGGGCCACAGCUAUAUCGACAUCCCCAAGAGUCGCUUCAAUGAGAUGCAGAAGGUUGUGAACUCGUCCAACGAGCAUGUCAUUAGCGUGGGAGCCACGUUCAGCUCGGAGGCGGACUCUCACCUGGUCUGCUUCCAGAAUGAAGACGGAAACUACCAGACCCAGGCCAACAGCAAGCCUGGCCACACACGCACAGUCACCGGAGCCAGUUUUGUCGUGUUCAACGGAGCCCUCAAAGCGUCUUCGGGCUUCAUCGCCAAGUCCAGCAUCGUGGAGGACGGGUUGAUGGUUCAAAUCCCCCCCGAGACCAUGGAGUCCCUGCGCGCCGCGCUGAGGGACCAGACCGACUUCCUGAUCCCGUGCGGGAAGAGCGACGGCGGGGAGCUGCGGGAGAACGUCACGGUGCGCUGGGUGGACCGGACCGCCGCACUCAACGCAGGGGUGACCAGCGCUGUGGACGGCCGGUCGCUGGACGGCGUCCACAGCCUCCGGACGCAGCACGACUCUGAGUUUGAGUCGGACGGCCGCGUCAUACGAUGCACUGAGGUCUUCUACCAGCUGAAGAGCAGCGAGGGUUGCCUGGCGACGGUGGUGUCGUCCAGCAGUGUGUUCCAGAGGGAGAUGUCCCUGGCCACCUGCAGCGCCCUGGCCCCCCACCUCGCCGUGCUGGCGUCCCGCGGGAUCAACUCCCUCGCCCUCCGAGUCUCCACACAGGCAGACAUGGUGGAGUACCAGGCGGGCUCGGGGGGCCGGCUGCUCCCCCAGUGCUACAUGAACGACCUGGACAGCUCCCUGAUCCCCGUCAUCCACGGGGGCAGUGCCGGCGUGCCCCAGGUCCCCGUGGACAUGGAGUUCCUCUUCUACAUCACGCACAUCAUGUGAUCCACGCGCGCACGCACACCUAGGCACGCACGCGCACACGCACACACACUUAGGCACGCACGCACACACACAAACACACACUAACACAGGCACGCAUGCACACGCAUAAACGCGGGCACACACACACACUUGCAUACACAGACACUAGACUUACACACACACGCUUACAUACGCACACGCAUCAACACACACACACCUACACACUCCCUCAUGAACACCUUAUGGAAUAUCAAGGACAAGCCAAUAUUGAGGGUCGACGUGGCUGUGGUUUCCCUGGCAAACAAACGCUAUUGACAAUGGGGAAGACAGCGUGCACGGAUGGAUUUAUAAAGAUUGUAUGAUAGAGAACCGAGACUCAAGCCAGGUUUCUGUCGGGCGAUUUCUGUUUGUUUUUGUGGUUACCAAAGUGGCUUUGAUCCAAGAGGCCAAACACUAAACAUGUAAAAUAUUGAUAAUAUGACCAAAUAUAUGAAAUGAUUCUAUUUUCUUCUGUUCUGGCCUCGGUCGGCUCCUCGCAUCUCAGUGAAUUUCUCAGAUGGACUCUGUCUAAAAUGAUUUAGAUUUAUUUAUUAUAUUCCCUAGGGGUCAAAUGAUGUGUCGUAUCCAGAGGAAUGAUAUGAAAUGAAUUGGUAUGAUGGACAGAUGUGUGCUCAGUGUUUCACAGUACAUCUAUGUGAUGAUAGGGUGCAUCGGUCAAAUGCUGGAACUAAUUUACACUACUAUUCUUUUUAUCGCUUAUAACUGAAAUGUAAUAUUUAAACUGCACACGAUUCAAGCGGUCAGCAUUGUAUUUUCCCUGCCAAACAAGGUCUUGUAGUUAGAUGUGGUCAGGAUUGGAAGACAAGCACCCCAAAUAAACUCAUCUCAAUUACAACAGUCUAUAUCUGGUUAGUAAGAAAUAUCCUCGCUUUCCCUCCCGUUUAAAUCCUCCGAUCCCUUUUUAAGUCUUGUUCUCUUUUGUCAUUUUGUUAACUAUGUGAUCUAGUGUUUUUUCAGACAAGCAGUCAUGGCCAAAACACCAGCAUCACAUAUUCCUGUUAAAACUUUAGAUCUAAUAGUCACUACAUUCAGUUUCUCUCAUGUAAACGUGCCGUCCUUUAAAACUAAGCUUUAGAGCAGUACUCACGCAAACGACUACAUCCAUGUGGAUAAGUUAGUUAAAGCCUUCCUUUGGGAAAGCCCACCACCUCUUGACUAUUUCAUUGUAAGCGCAAAGCUAUAGAAGGCAUUUAGCUAAAAUAUGUGUCUUUACAGAAACUAAGGUACGCUUACAUGUGCUGAAGCUUUUCAAGAGAAUGGUGGGCUGGCAAUUAUUCUCCGUUGGCGAAACCAACAGUAACAUGCUGUCAAAAACGGAUGCAGAUCUGGAACCAGAUCAAUAUGUAUUUGAAGUAUACUUCAAGUUGCCAGCGAACCUCAUCAGUCCCAUAAUAGCUGUAGCUCUUUGUUCUCCAGUGUAUAUGUAUUGCUCUGUUGGACAUUUUAAAGAUAUUAAACUAUUUUUGAACAUUUCGUAUUAAAAGUUUUAUCAAAAAGA